UAUCGAUGCCGUCGUACAGCACGUAGUGCGUGAUAAUCUCACUCCGAAGUGUACGACAAGGAUGUCCCCGCAUAAGGAGCCGCUUUCCCAUCUACAGGAUGACGAAAUGUAUUCAUUUAGUAGAUCGCUAAGAAACCAGGAAUCGUCAUACACAAGAGAUAAACGCAUUUAUUUUAGUGAGAAUGAAAAAAGGGACGAAUAUGAAUUAGGCACUUGUGCUUAUGGCAAGAAUAAUGUCAAGUUGUUGUACGUAAAUCGGAAUAAUGAGCCUUACCACGACAUUCGCGAGUACGAGAUCGAUACGCACUUACGUCUGUACGACCGGAAGGAAUUUUUUGAGGGUGACAAUCGCGACGUCGUCUCGACGGAUAGUCAAAAGAAUACGGUGUACCUGCUAGCGAAGAAGCACGGCGUUCAAUCGCCCGAAACGUUCGCGCUUCUACUUUGCUCUCACUUCCUCUAUACGUAUAAACACGUGGCACAAGUCAAUAUCAACGUCGAGGAAUAUCCGUGGACCAGGUAUCACACUAACAACCGGCCGCACAAUCACGCCUUCGUUAUGAAUCCCACUGCGACGAGAUUCUGCCAAGUCAGUCAGGUCAGAAAUGGGCCGCCACAAAUAUGCGGUGGAUUAAAAGGGCUGCGAGUGUUGAAAACCACUCAGAGCUCGUUUGUAAACUUCGUUCAGGACGAAUAUGGCACGUUGCAAGACACGCACGAUCGUAUUUUCAGUACUGUUGUAAUGGCAGCAUGGGAUUAUUCCACCGCCGAGGUAGAUUUUGAUGGUGCUUGGCAUAUGGUGAAGGAAUGCAUUCUACAGAAUUUCGCGGGUCCACCAGAUACGGGGAUUCAUUCGUUCAGUGUACAGAAUACGCUUUAUCUCACAGAAAAGUGCAUACUUGAUAAAGUCAAGCAAAUUAGUAGCAUCGAGAUGCAAAUGCCGAACAAGCAUUACAUCGAUUUGGAUUUCAGCUCGUUCACUAAACUAAGAAUAGAAGGACAAAACAAGGAAGUUUAUCUACCCUUAGAUAAGCCGUCAGGUAUUAUUUAUGGUCGAUUAAACAGAAAAGAUUCCUCGGCCAAAUUAUAGACAUGUAUGAGUGUUGAGUUAUUAAUAAAGUUUACAUUUUUUAUAAUCAGGCUGAAUUGUUCCAUCUUUCGGUAAACUUCACUGUCUUAUUCUCUUUCAUAAGAGUAAUGCUUUUAUUCUUUUGCUCUUUUGUUUAUACAAUAAAUAAAUUAUUAUCACAUAAUUUACCCGAAGCUGGAACAACCAGUCUUUAAUUUAAUUCUCAUCAAAUAAAUCAAUCAAAUAAUCAAAUAAAUUUUUAAAGAUUACUUUGGAGUGUAUAACUCGCGCCAGAUUUCGGAAUAAAAUUCUGUAAUUUUUACAUAUUUGUAAUUUCAUAUACAUAUAUUUUAUAUAAACUUCAAUUUUAUAUAAA
Molecule: messenger RNA, 1445 nt
Organism: Atta colombica
Lineage: Eukaryota; Metazoa; Arthropoda; Insecta; Hymenoptera; Formicidae
Product: uricase
Exons: 4
Coding region: 62-1090 (342 amino acids)
Biological process (GO): purine nucleobase catabolic process; urate catabolic process
Cellular component (GO): peroxisome
Molecular function (GO): urate oxidase activity
Source: RefSeq, a predicted model, not a curated record